GUUCCGUCGCUUCAUGGCGUUCGUGCACGAAAACGUAAACAAUGACGUAUAGCUGUUAGUUGUACUCAGCUGACCUUUCAUAACAAAGAAAAUUCGAUCGAGCAUGGAAUUGACGGAAUGUGCCAUCGCGAAACGACGAAAGAAGUGGAAGAGGAAGCGACGCUUGAAGCGCUUGAAGAAACGGUUGCGCGAGCGAGAGGUUAGGUUCAACGCGAGUCAUUGGACGGCCUUCCCCGAGUAUGUCACGGAUGCACAAGAGACACUAGCGACGGGCACGAUGCAAGCCGACGCUUUCUGGAAGAAUUACGCCGUGGCCCAGGAAUGGCAGAAACGACAUAGCAUAACCUGGUGGAGGUCACGUUGCGUCGCCCUGGAGCACGAAAAUAAACUGCUGCGCGACAAAGUGAGAUCCCUGGCUCAGUGUCACGGCUAUCGUGGCUUUCGGGAGAAUUAUAAUUAUCGUGCGGAUAAUGACAAUGACGACGCUGAGGAAGAUAACGACACGGAAUCAGAUACAAAUGAGAAUCUGGAGUUCAACGUGACCGAGGAUUUGUUGAACUUCUUCGAGACGAGCGAAAGGCACAAGCGAGAGAUGCGGCUAAAACGUGAAUGUAGUGAGACCGAGCAUGAGGAGGAAAAUUUAGAGGAGGAAUCCUUCGUCGGCGCUGCCGAGAGCAUCCAGAUGAAAAAGGAUGAGGCCGAUCUGCUGCAGGGCGAUGCUGGCUCUAAGAUAUUGGCGAUGGAAACCGUUCCACAAAGCACGAUAGAGCAAUACGAGGAUACAGCGAAUUGAUAAUAUUAGCCCAACAUUCCUGUGAAACCUUAAGAUUAGCUCUAAUCUUCUUCUUCUUCUUCUUCUUCUUCUUCUUCUGGAUGGCUUUCCGACCUCUCCAGUGAAGGUCAAAGUGCCACAAGAUGUUAUAUUGAUCUGUAGAUCAAGCCUAAGCCUCUUUGGGGAGCAGAGACUCGCUUUAACUGCUUAUCCAAUAGGAUUAGUUAUAAUCUAGUGAG
Molecule: messenger RNA, 1011 nt
Organism: Trachymyrmex septentrionalis
Lineage: Eukaryota; Metazoa; Arthropoda; Insecta; Hymenoptera; Formicidae
Exons: 2
Coding region: 104-793 (229 amino acids)
Source: RefSeq, a predicted model, not a curated record